GCCAGGGGAUCGCUUUAGUGACUGACUUGACUCCGUAGUCUCUUCAGCAACCGCCAACUCUCCGUCUCCUUGUCCCUUGGGGUUCGUGCUGCUGACGGGAAAAAGGAGGCAGUCCCAUUCAUUCUUCUCCGUCCUGCCUGGAUCCAUUGCGGGCAUCUCCCCUGCCAGUCCCGUGGUACAGUCCGGAAUUCCACCCGCUGGCUCUGGGUCCAUUCCAUCCCAUCGUAUCCAACCUCCCCCCUUCCUCCUCAUAAUUUACCCAUUGAACGACGACGGCCUGUGGCUUCCGCUCAACACACCUGCUUCCCUUCGUUCUCCUCUUUCCCUACCAUGGAAUAAUUGUUGGUCUGUCUUCGUCCACCAUCCCGAACUUCGUUUCUUCCGCCUCGCUUGUGUGAAUCGGAACUUGGAUUGAAGAAACCAGCUGGUUUCCCAUAGUUGGCGCCCUCCCAGGUGGUCGGGUUCCAACAUGUCUUCUACACGGAACAGCGGAGAUUACGAAGGAGACUCCUUUGAUGAUGCCCCCGAAUCCCCGAACCUGCACGGCAGGCUGAGUGUUUCGAUUCCUCAGAGCUCUUCCACCCGGUCUUUGACAGACAGCCCUCCCAGCGGAUCGAAUGUCGCGACGCCUCAAUUGACGGAAGCUCCCCCGUUACCCACGCCUUCUCACGAGGAUCACGAGACGGCCGAAGACACCGAUGAUCACGAUAGCGUGGGCGCACAAUCAGAAGCGGAGGGUGCCCCUCCCAAACAAAAGCUGCAGAAAUCUCCUCUUUUGACGGCGCACCGGCUAUCGACAACCUCUCUCGACGAUGUCAAUCUUGCCAGCAGCAACAAGGAUGAUGAAUCGAUCGAGAACCAGGAUUUGAGCCAGGAGCUCAAAUCUGGCACCCCUCAACUAACGUCGAGAGAUUCCACGUCGUCCCACAGUUCGCGCCUCCAGGGAUCUGGCAACGCCCCUCCCGCGAAGAAUCAGGCCCCUGUUGCACCGCCGCCUCCACCGACUCGAUCAUUUACCAGUCCGUUCGCAUGGCUUUCUCGAAGCUCGUCGGGUGGAAAGGACACCAAGUCCCCUCCGGCGCAACCACGUCGGAACACGGCUGCGUCUAUCUCAACGAUCUCGAGCAAUCCGGAGUUGGCGGGUCGACACCACGACGGGGAGGACGCGGAUGGCUUGAAUCCCCGGAAGCCUAGACGCAGUAGUCUCAAGGACCAGUUCAAACAGCUCAGGAUGCGGGAGGAAGGACUCGCGUCGGAUUAUGACGAGAUUAGCGUUGCAUCAGGACGUGCAAGCAUCAGCCAGCCCGCCGGAAGCCCUCCGCCCAGCAUUCCGGAAGAAGGAGAGAAUGGCAUUGCCGUCGCGACGUCGCCGCCUAGUGGAGCAGCGACCGUCAAUCCCAACCUUGCCCCGGGCACCGUGGCUGGGAUUUCGACCUCUGCGACCGACGCGUCUGCACCGGUGGACUGGGAGCUCUGGCAGCAACUGGUCAACAAUGGCGCGCAAGCGUUGAAGGGAGCCAACUCGAAUGAUUUGAACGCGGCUAUCAAACGAGGCAUCCCGCAGACUAUCCGAGGAGUGAUCUGGCAGGUCCUGGCUGAUAGCAGGAACCCCGAGCUCGAGGAAGUAUACCGGGAACUUGUUGCCCGUGGCACAGACAAGGAGAGGCAGCGUACGCCCAAUGGCACUAUCAAUGGAGCUGGCGACAAGGACUCUACAGCCUCUUCCUCCCGCUCAUCCGUUCGCUCGGAACGCUCUGCAUCGCUGGCUCAUUCGCUCAAUGGCUCACCAAGUCCUUCCCACGAGGUGGAUCCCGAAAAGCUGGCCAAGGAGCAAGCCGGGAGCGAAACUGCUCGCAAGAAGAAGGCCAAGGAGGAAGCGGCUGCGCUCCAGAAGCUAGAAAAGACUAUCCGUCGUGACCUUGGUGCUCGGACAAGCUAUUCACGCUACUUCGUGUCGCAAGGGAACCAGGAAGGGCUGUUCGGGCUCUGCAAGGCAUACGCUCUGUACGACGAGGCGGUGGGAUAUGCCCAGGGAAUGAACUUCAUUGUUAUGCCAUUGCUAUUCAAUAUGGACGAGGCCGAAGCAUUCACGCUUCUCGUCAAACUCAUGAACCAGUAUGGGCUGCGGGAGCUGUUUAUCCAUGACAUGCCAGGUCUGCACCGCAGCCUUUAUCUAUUCGAACGCUUGCUGGAGGACGUGGAGCCGGCUCUCUAUUGUCACCUCCGGCGGCGGGGAGUGCCGCCGCAAUUGUACGCCACUCAGUGGUUCCUGACCCUUUUCGCCUACCGAUUCCCUCUUCAACUGGUCCUCCGCGUCUACGAUCUUAUUUUCGAGGAAGGCCUUGAGAACACCAUUUUGAAAUUUGCGCUGGCUAUCAUGCGCCGGAAUGCGGACACGCUCUUGAGCAUGAAGGACAUGGCGCCACUGACGACCUUUUUGAAGGAGCGCUUGUUCGAUGUGUACAUUGACAAGCAGCCCUCCGCGUCGUCGAUUCUGGAGUCCGGUUUCUUUGGGAGCUCAGGGGCUGCGGAUAAGGAAGUCUACCGGGCCGACAUAAUGGUCCAGGACGCUUGCGCCAUCCCUCUCGAGCCUGAGACGAUCCGUGCCUACACGGCGGAAUGGGAAGAGAAGGAGCGGACCGAGAAGGAGCGCGAAAUGGAGCUGGAACACCUUCGGCACACGGUUGCCUCGCAGAGUGCCCGGAUCCGCCUACUAGAGGAGCAAGCCGAGGCGUCUGAUAAAGAACAUGUGCAGCUUGCGUCCGAACUGGUGCACCUCAAGGUGGAGAAUGAGGAAUUGACGGACAUCAACGAUGCGAUGAAGCUGCAGGUCAAGGAGCUGAAGAAUGUUGUGGAUAAGCAACCGGCGGAGGUGGAAGAGAAGCUGCGGACGGAGAUGGAACGCAUCAUGCAGCGCAACGUUGAGGUUCAGAAUGAGAACCGGUCGAUGGUGGAGCAGAUGGCGGAGAUGGAGAAGGAGCUGGUCGAGGCAAAGAUGAAAUGGGCCGAGAUUCACGACGAACACGAAAACCUGAAGUUGAAAUGGAGCGAUCUCCGCAAGGCUCUCAACUGAGCUGGCUGUAGAUAUAUUCUAACUGAGUUUAGCGGGUGUUGCCUGGCUUCGCUGCUUGCUUCUUUCCUUCCCUCGACCGGAUGCUCGAUGAUUAUCUCUGUCUGUACAUUUAAGCGGCUGACACGAGGGGCCUUGUUGGGUAAUUGUAUACCAAGGCUCGGCGAGGACGAUGUUAAUUGUAUCAUGUUUCUGCAGCGAGGCGGCUGAUAUCCUCCACCUUCGUGCUGUGAUAUUUUCAUAUGCGAGUAGCCAUGAGUCCAUCCAUGUAUACCAUGACAAUAGUCCUUACUAGGAACAUCACAAUAGACUUU
This is a messenger RNA of Aspergillus ibericus CBS 121593, 3384 nucleotides long. Its product is annotated as putative GTPase activating protein (Gyp5). The transcript has 4 exons. Bases 470 to 3073 code for a protein of 867 amino acids. NCBI's taxonomy places the organism in Eukaryota, Fungi, Ascomycota, Eurotiomycetes, Eurotiales, Aspergillaceae. The record is from RefSeq and is a predicted model, not a curated record.